UUCAUGCGCGUGCAUUUCUAAUAUAUUCGUUUAUCAUAUGCCUUGAAGUUGCAUUAAUGUAUAAGUAUGUAAGGAUGAAGAAACAGCAAACUGGAAAUUAUGAUCAUAAUAUUCAAACUUUGUUAAUACAAAAAAAUAACUUUUCAAAAGUUACAAAUAACAUUUCGCAUAAUGUGUUAUAUUUCACAAGUAAUAUAUUUGAAAUUCACGCUAAAGAAAGUAAAAUAACAACAGGUAAAAAAUUAAUUGUAUUUUUCAAUGUACCGGAAUACAUGCAAAGUAAUACGAGAAAGGAUACGCUGUAUAGAAACUGUGAAUAUAAAAAUUGUAUAAUUUCGUUUGAUAUAAAUAAAAUGUUAACGGCAGAUGCCGUCAUAUUUUACAUAGGAAUUAGAAAUAAGCGAAUGGAAAAAUAUCCACCAAUAGAUUUGAAACAACGAAACCCAAAUCAGGCAUGGAUAUUUACCUCUGUGGAGCCUCCUGAGCAUUUUUAUAAUACUGAUUAUCAGUCAGCAUCGUGGCAUAAUACAAUGAACUGGUCUAGUCUAUACAGACUUGAUUCAGAUAUACCAAAUCCUUACGGUUGUUUAAUACGCUCUAUGACCAUUAAUUCGCAGGACUAUGUUUCAGCCUACAGCACAAAAACAAGGAAUGCACUCUGGAUGGUAAGCCAUUGCCAGGUUUCUAGUGACCGAAAUCAAUAUGUUACAGAAUUGAUAAGGAGCGGAUUCGAUGUUGAUAUCAUAGGAGGCUGUAGUUCAGACGGAAGAAAAAUAGAUGUAGAAGAACUUGAUCAAAUUGUUCCUACUUAUAAAUAUUAUUUAGCGUUUGAAAACUCGUUUUGUAAUGAUUAUAUUUCGGAAAAGUUUUUUCAACAUUUCAAUUUAAGUUGGAUUAUUGUUGUAAGAGGUGGUGCAAAUUAUGAACGUUUACUUCCAAAAAAUACUUAUAUUAAUACAGCGGAUUUUUCAAAUAUCUCGACUCUAGCGGACUACCUCUCAAAUCUUGGAAAUGAUAAAGAAAGAUAUAUUGAAUUUCUACGUAAUAAAGACAAAUAUGUAAGCAUCCGCUGGCAUGCAAACAGAAAUUGUGAAAUAUGCAGACGAUUAAAUAAUCUAUCCAAGUAUAGAAAAACAUAUACAUCACUUAAGGAAUAUCUUACUGAUGGCCAGUGUUUUAGACCAAAGGACUUAUAAGUCAAAUUUAUAAAACACAAAUUGAAAUAAUUGUACGAUACAUGUAUUCGGAACAUACAAAUGUUUUCUAUCUGGAGAAAUAGAAAUAAUUUGAAACGUACGAACUUAGAAUAAUUCUGAUAUAUUCAACAAAGUCGAAAGCGUCAACGUUUCUAGAACUACAUUAAAGAAUUCUACAUUGCGUGUGUUUAAGGAGUGUACACUUUAAUGCAUUUAUAAAUGCCCUUUUGCAGACAAGUUUGUUAUGUAAUUGUUUUGAUUUGACCAAUACAUUUAACCAUAUACUUUUAUAGAUAUACCUAUAUAUCUAUACCUUUAAAAGCAACAAAGGUAAUCCAAUUAUCAUUGGCAACUAUAUUUUGAAAACAAUAGGCCUAAUUGUUCUACAGAAAUUGAUUAAAUAUUUCUUUUUAAUCGCAAAGUUACAUUGAAUAUUACUCUUCUGAAUAAAGGAAUCAU
Molecule: messenger RNA, 1655 nt
Organism: Mercenaria mercenaria
Lineage: Eukaryota; Metazoa; Mollusca; Bivalvia; Venerida; Veneridae
Product: alpha-(1,3)-fucosyltransferase C-like
Exons: 1
Coding region: 57-1196 (379 amino acids)
Cellular component (GO): membrane
Molecular function (GO): alpha-(1->3)-fucosyltransferase activity
Source: RefSeq, a predicted model, not a curated record